AUGGCGUCGCGAUUCUCGGCUGCGAGGCCCAACCGGGCUGGCGAGAACUUUGCUCGCACCCAUCACAACGACGACGACGAUGGCGAGUCCGACAGCAAGCGAGUCAAGUUUGACGUGCGAAACCCAUCGACGCUUGCCCCCGACGCCCGCGAAGAGGAUUCAGUCUUGGAUGCAGACGUCAUAGGCGGCAGUGGCGCCACCAAACGCGGUGCCGUCAAUCUCGAUGGCUACGACAGCGACUCGGACAACGAGACGUUCAAUGCAAAGGCCGCCACCCGCAAGGAAGGCAAGAAACCCGAUGCCAGUACCGACGACAAAGAUGAUGAUGAUGAAGACGACAUGUUUGCUGCGAAUGUCGAUGAUGAAUCCACGCAGAACGAAACCAGCUUUGGCGACUUUGACAAAGCUGGGCGAAAGAACAAAAACGUCCACUUUCUCGACGCUUCCCAAAUCCAGGGGCAAGAGAGCGAGAGCAGAAGCGGCGGGCGUGUCGAGCUGUAUGACCGGGAAAGCAGCGACGAUGAGUCCGACAAGGAGCUCGCCAUCCAAGAAGAAGGGGUGGAUGAGGAGGUCGGGGCUGGGGGCCUGAAGCGCAACGCUCCCCGUGUCGAGGCCUUUAACCUGCGCGAGGAGAUGGAGGAAGGCCGGUUCGAUCAGGAUGGCACCUACGUUCGCAAGGCCGAAGACCCCGACGCCGCCCACGACAAGUGGCUCGAGGGCCUGAGCAAGAAGGACAUGAGAAAAGCAGCCGAGGCCCAUGAGAGGCGCGAGGAGGAAGCUCGCAAACAACGCAUCCAGGAAGACGGCCUCUUGGUUUCGGACUUGCUCAAGGCGCUGAUUAUCGAGUUAGAAAAGGCAGAAACGCCCCUCGAGGCCUUGGCACGACUGGCCAAGCACCAGACAAAGCCCAAGAAGGUGCCCAAGUGGAAGCUGAACAAGAAGAACAAGGGCGCCGACGGCAUGCACGUGGACUCGGGAGUCGCCGAAGACCCGGCGCAAACCCGCAUCAAAGAGUCCAUCAAUGCCAUCACGGACGCGGCCGACAAGCUGCUCAGCCGAGACUACGAGGAAGUCUACGACCAGGAAAGAGAGUUGCUAAUCCGAGAGUACGCGCGGCAGACUGGCCAGGACUGGGUCGAGCCCAAGCCUGCAGCCGAGGGCGGAGAGACAUCGUCUGCGGUGUGGGAGUUUCGGUGGACGGAUGGGCGAGAUGGCGGGACCACGCAGGGUCCCUUUGACGGCGCCACCAUGAAGGCAUGGGAAGAGGCCGGGUACUUCGAACAGGGCGUCGAAUUUCGGCGUGCUGACGGGGGUGCCGACUGGACGCAGACGGCCACCUUUGCGUGA
Molecule: messenger RNA, 1347 nt
Organism: Hirsutella rhossiliensis
Lineage: Eukaryota; Fungi; Ascomycota; Sordariomycetes; Hypocreales; Ophiocordycipitaceae
Product: GYF domain-containing protein
Exons: 2
Coding region: 1-1347 (448 amino acids)
Cellular component (GO): U5 snRNP
Molecular function (GO): protein binding
Source: RefSeq, a predicted model, not a curated record